AGACAUUAUUAUUGUACCCAAACUCCAACAAGAUAAAAAGGAGCGCAGCAUCUCUUCCUUCUCUAACUCCUAAAGGAAAAGUGCAAUUUAGGGGUUUUGGGGGAACUUGAAAAGAAUGGAAGUUACUUCCAAGUUCUUAGCAUUGACCUAAUCUAUUGUAAAGAAAUUGCUUUGUGUAAAGCUGAUUUCAUUUUCUUGAUAUAACUGGGGCGCACACACAGUGUGGAGUUUUCGAAGAGGUAAAGUAAGAUGCCAAGGCCAGGUCCCAGACCUUAUGAGUGUGUUAGAAGAGCUUGGCACAGUCAUAGGCACCAACCCAUGAGAGGUGAAAUUCGUUAAAUGUUCACUGUAUUUGACAAGGCUUGUACAUGAGAAUCACUGUGCUGCAACUAAGAAGAAUAAAGAAUGGCAAGAGAAGCUUCCUAUUGUGGCGUUGAAAGCCGAGGAAAUCAUGUACUCCAAAGCCAAUUCUGAGGCUGAGUACAUGGAUCUUGAGACGCUAUGGGACCGGGUUAAUGAUGCAAUUGAUACCAUUAUUCGGAAAGAUGAGAGUACAGAAACAGGAGAGCUCCUGCCUCCUUGUGUUGAAGCUGCCCUUACUUUGGGAUGCGUGGCGGUAAGAGCAUCCAGAAGCCAAAUGCAUAGCAAUCCAAGAACUUACCUCAGACAAACAGUUCAAGAAUCUCAUGGUGUAUCUCCUAAAGUUUUAGAUGAGAAUACCAAUGAACGCACAUGUAAUUUAUGGCCUUUGCAUUCUGCCAAUAUCUCAGCAUUGAAGAAAUUCCCUGCUGCAGAAUCGGCUGAUCUAGUUUUGGAGUCAAGUGGGUGUGUAACCCGAAACACCGACAACCACAUUGCUCUUUCUUGUGAGAAACUCGCGUCCCCUGCCAAUAACCAGAUCCUGCAAGUUGACUCUAACACACAGUUGAAUGUUGGCUCAGUGUAUCCCUUGUACUAUAGUACCGUGUUCAACCUGAAGUCUCAACCUGAAGUUGAAGUCUCGAGGCCGGUCCACCAAGAAUCCCAAAAAUUCAAUCCUGUAAUUGUUGGUGUGCCAAUAUACUCAUCAGUAGCCGAGCCUGCUGAAGUAGGGUGCAUGCAGAAUCUAUCUUCCUGUGAUGCAGACAAAAAUGUUACAAAUGGUAGCUCCCAAGCACUUUCUAGGGACAAAAACUGGAUGGAUCCUCGAAUAGGGUGCGACUUGUCCUUGAGGUUGGGUUUGAUUUCUGAGCCAAGCUUGAGCAUGGGAAAGAGUUCUGAGUAUGGAACUAAUACUGGUCGGAGAGUUUCUCAAGAUAGAGGCAAGCCUAGAGACAAGGAGUUUCCUUUCUUUCCUUUGGAGUCUGGUAAUGAUUUCUCCAGGUUGCAUACAAGUAGAUGGAAUGCAGAGGGGGAAGGCCAAAAUGUGGAAGAUAGUAGAAAGCGUAAAAUUUCGUCUAUUGCCAAUAUGGACAAUGAGCAAUUUUUCUUGUCUCAGGACCCAACUUCUAACUGUUUUGCUGGUCGAAUGAAAAGACCAGAAACUCCAGCUUCUGGGAAAUCAGAGGAAGAUGAAUCUACUAACUUUGGCAUCCCAGUUUGCGAAAAGGUCCUACAUUGUAAAGACUCAACAAGGAGAAGAGAAGGGCCGGGAGAAUCGCCAUUAAGGCUCCGGUUUUAGGAGUCGAAGCUGAUGCUUCGGUGCUUAUGGUCACCUUCUGUCCCAUACUGCAGUGUUUGCUGACAGUGCAGAUGAAGUAUGACUCGGUUGAAUUGACAAUGAAGCUUGAGGGGCUGGUUGUUUGGACUGGACUAAGAGCAUUUGUUGAAGUGCAGUCAUCAUAGUUUUCUUUGGUAACUUGGACCACAUUAUGUGUGCUAUUCCAGUUGAAUACUGCAGAAAAUUAGUGAAAAAUUUAGCAUGAAAUGUCUUUCCCAAAAAUAUAUGCCUUUAAAUUAGUAAUAGUAACAAAUUAGCAGGAAAUGAAGGGGAUUAACAGGGUAGCUAGAGUGAUUGAAACCAUAAGGUAUUUGGUUCAAGAUUUUCACCAUUUUGUAUGUUAUUCAUUUCUUGUUUUUUCAUUUAUUUCUGAGUUAAAAAAAUGCUAGUAAUCCAUCAUUUUAACUUA
Molecule: messenger RNA, 2108 nt
Organism: Olea europaea var. sylvestris
Lineage: Eukaryota; Viridiplantae; Streptophyta; Magnoliopsida; Lamiales; Oleaceae
Exons: 6
Coding region: 452-1660 (402 amino acids)
Biological process (GO): regulation of DNA-templated transcription
Molecular function (GO): transcription coregulator activity
Source: RefSeq, a predicted model, not a curated record